Thamnophis sirtalis is the source of this 2893-nucleotide messenger RNA. It is a transcript of the gene LIMS1, whose product is annotated as LIM zinc finger domain containing 1. Gene Ontology annotation, cellular component: focal adhesion; cytoplasm; cell-cell junction. The record is from RefSeq and is a predicted model, not a curated record. Lineage: Eukaryota; Metazoa; Chordata; Lepidosauria; Squamata; Natricidae. Gene Ontology annotation, biological process: positive regulation of integrin-mediated signaling pathway; cell-cell adhesion; positive regulation of substrate adhesion-dependent cell spreading.
GGUGUGUAGACGCACUGCUUCACGUACUUUUUCCAAGCAUCUUGGCAGCUGGGCUGCCAUUCAACAGGAACUCUUCUGGGGGGAGAAGAGGGUAGAGCAGAAUGACUACGUUGCAGCUGAAAGAAUUAUCUCAUUCAGGUCUAUACAGGAGAAGACGGGAUCGCCCAGAUAGUCUGGGUCUUCAGGAGUUACCUGAGCAGAAGCUAAGCAACAUGGCCAAUGCUCUUGCCAAUGCCAUGUGUGAACGCUGCCGAGGAGGCUUUGCACCUGCAGAAAAGAUUGUGAACAGCAAUGGGGAGCUGUACCACGAGCAGUGCUUUGUGUGUGCCCAGUGCUUCCAACAAUUCCCCGAGGGACUUUUUUAUGAGUUUGAAGGAAGGAAGUACUGUGAACAUGACUUUCAGAUGCUUUUUGCUCCUUGUUGCCAUCAAUGUGGGGAGUUCAUUAUUGGUCGGGUUAUUAAAGCUAUGAACAAUAGCUGGCACCCAGAAUGCUUCUGUUGUGAUAUCUGCCAACAGGUACUGGCUGACAUUGGAUUUGUGAAGAAUGCUGGCAGACAUCUUUGUCGUCCUUGCCAUAAUCGGGAGAAAGCCAGAGGUCUUGGCAAAUAUAUUUGCCAAAAGUGCCAUGCCAUAAUUGAGGAACACCCGCUUAUCUUCAAGAAUGACCCUUACCAUCCUGAUCACUUCAACUGUGCCAACUGCGGAAAGGAACUGACUGCAGAAGCUCGAGAACUGAAAGGGGAGCUGUAUUGCUUGCCUUGCCAUGAUAAAAUGGGGGUACCCAUCUGUGGAGCAUGCAGGAGGCCAAUCGAGGGCCGAGUGGUAAAUGCUAUGGGCAAGCAGUGGCAUGUUGAACAUUUUGUUUGUGCCAAGUGUGAGAAACCAUUCCUGGGCCAUCGUCACUAUGAAAGGAAGGGGCUGGCGUAUUGUGAAACCCAUUAUAAUCAGCUCUUUGGUGAUGUAUGUUUCCACUGUAACCGGGUGAUUGAAGGAGAUGUUGUCUCUGCCUUGAAUAAAGCAUGGUGUGUAAACUGCUUUGCAUGUUCUACUUGUAACACCAAGUUAACACUGAAAAAUAAAUUUGUGGAAUUUGAUAUGAAGCCUGUCUGUAAGAAGUGCUAUGAGAAGUUCCCACUGGAGCUCAAGAAGAGACUGAAAAAAUUGGCUGAAACUCUAGGAAGGAAAUGAGAUAUUUCAUCUUGCUAUGCAAAAUUAAGGAAACAAGAUUCAUAUCCCCAUUUACUUUCAUCGUGUCUAUGAAAUCUAUGCUCUUAAAAAAUCCUCCUGCAUGACUAGCUUAAUUCAAAAAUAUAUACCUUGCCAUAAAAUCUUUAAUGUCUUAUGUAAUGCUAUAUGUACCUUUUAAAUUAUGUAUUCUGUGUUUAUAUAGAUUUUUAGAGAACUCAGUCUUAAGUGGAAGAUUAAAACAUAGCCUUUAAAUUGCAAUAGAAAUCACUCUCUUGGACUACUGAUGCUGAUCUCAAAUGAACAUCAUCUAGCACAGUCUCUCUUACCUAGAAUUUUCCAAAUGUGCUGAUCUUUUAAUUUCCAAAAUUCUCAACCAGCCCAGCAGAUUAGGAAAGCAAAUUCUCUUGGCAAAUAAUCUAGACCUUAAGAUCAUGUGCCUGCCAGGGAGUGACUCCUGGAGCAAAACAAAGUAAAACUGUUAAAGCUGGCAAUUUAUAAACACUAAAAUCCCAUUGAAUUUAAUGGCUUUCAGCUCUGUAGGCAGAUAUCGGAUUACAUGGUUAAGUAUAUAGAAAAAUAUUAGAAAAAUUCAUGGGCUGGUGGCCAUAGUAUUUACCAAUACGGGUCAGAAUAAUCCCCUCCACCCCAAAAUUAGACUUGUGAUGUGAGGGCUUUAAAGUAUAUUUUAACUAAUAAAUUUUAUACUUCAUAUUAUUUAGAAUCAGGAAAGGAGAUGCAUUUCCUUUGAUUCUAAACUGUCACCUCUGGUGUUAAAAAUUAUGAGACAAAAGACUACAGAUUUUUUUGUAAGCAAUGAGUUCUUGUUUAAUAUUAGCUUAUGAACUGAUAAGACAUUAGUUUUCCAAUAUUAUGUUGCUAUCGUAGGAAAAUGGCAAUUGCAAACAUUCUUAAGAUUUAGGAAGUUUAUAUUCUUAUCAGGACAUCUUGUUGAUUCUGUCUUCAGCUCAACAGAAAUAACUUAAGUUAUUGAGAUUCUUUUUUUAAAAAAAGUAGUCAAAUUGGGGAUGAAUUGUAAGCAAACCAUAACCCAAGCUAUCACAAGUGCAGAAAUGAUUUGUUCAGAAAGUUUCUGAUAAUGGUAACUGUUUGAGAACUGCAGUGAAUACUUUCACAUUCUGGUAAGUCUGAAGCCCAAAGUGUGAGAUGCCAAUAUAUUUCUGUGUCAACAGAGUUCAACUACUUGAAUUUUAUAAGGAUUUUUUUCUUGGAACCUUUGGUAUUUUAUUUCCCUGUGCCUUAAUUAUGCUGUAUAUUUACAAAUUAUUCAAAAUAUUUACUCAUAUUAUUUUAUUAGGAAAUAUACAUCUUAUACUCUAGGAAGUGGCAUAUACCAAACAUUUUGAACUUUGUUUAAAAUAAUGGAACGUAUUAAGGAUGCAAAGCACACUUCCUUUCCCUCUUCAGCUCACUUUUUUUUAAAUUUUACAUGAAAUAAAAACUGAACGUAUUUCAAUUAUGGACAUGUACUGUGUUAAUGAAUCAACAAUAUAGUGACAAUCAUUUGUUAUUUAUACUUGGACAGGACCUAAAUGAAUAUUGCAAACUUCAGUACUCGGAAAUAAAAUUAUUUGAGUUCAAUGGUACCUAGGUUAUUUAAUAAUACUCUUAUCUAAAAUAAGCAUUUUGAACUCAAAGAGAUUUACCUAUAAGUAAAAAUGUUGAUUGCAGUUUUUGUUUAAAAA